AUGGUGCUGCCAAAACGGCCACCACGCCAGCAACUUUUCCAGGUCAAUUGCGCUCAGAGAUCCUGCAAUAGAAAGAGACUUUUGAAGCCAAGUUUGAUGCUCUGUGCCAAUCAUUCUGGGAUCGUAUCUCACCCAGAAUGCCAGUACUUACUGCACGACUAUCCCAUGAUGCCGACUUCGCCUCUUAUUCUUCUUCCAGACCAGGGGCCUAUUCAGAGACUUCUCCAUACCAUAAUCCAUGCACACAUGGGGUAUCCAAAUCAUGGAGGACUUGUGUGCCCAAAAUCCAGCCACCGUUGA
This is a messenger RNA of Pelobates cultripes (western spadefoot toad), 300 nucleotides long. The record is from the annotation of a GenBank genome assembly. Lineage: Eukaryota; Metazoa; Chordata; Amphibia; Anura; Pelobatidae.